This is a messenger RNA of Sphaeramia orbicularis (orbiculate cardinalfish), 2250 nucleotides long. RefSeq names its product transcription factor A, mitochondrial-like. The record is from RefSeq and is a predicted model, not a curated record. Gene Ontology annotation, biological process: regulation of transcription by RNA polymerase II. The transcript is spliced from 7 exons. Lineage: Eukaryota; Metazoa; Chordata; Actinopteri; Kurtiformes; Apogonidae. The coding region runs from base 177 to 1076 and encodes 299 amino acids.
CAAUGCACCGGGAGAGAUUGAAGGCGCCUUUUGUAGCUCCUGCAUGUCAACAAGGAGGAGGACGGGUCUUCGUGUCAGUGUCAUGCAUGAAAGUAAUCAUGUACUAGUGUCCUCCGACAGUCAGACCGUGUAGAAUUAACCCUCCGUUCCUUCCUCUGACGUGUGUGCUGUCCGCCAUGGCUCCGUUCUCCUUCCUGACGGCAGGUGCUAGCCUGUGGGCUAAAUCUGUCAGUGUGUUCUCCUGCACUCAGACCCUCACAAGGUGGACCACUGUCCUCCCAGGGGCUUAUGGGAGUUCAGUGAAAUGUCUGACCUCUCAGGCCAGUGGGCCGCCAAAAAGACCUCUGAAUGGAUACAUGAGAUUCGUGAUGCAACAGCAGCCCAUCAUCACCAGACAACACCCAGAAAUUAAAUCAGUGGAUAUCAUCAGGAAAAUUGCCCAGCAGUGGAGAACACUGAGUCCAGAACAGAAGCGGCCAUUUGAGGAGGCGUCUGUUCGGGCCCGAGAGCAGUUUAAGGUGGACCUGCAGCGAUACCAGGCUCAGCUGAGCCCGGCCCAGGCUCAGCAACAGGCUCUGGAGAAGAGGGCGAGGACGGCCAAGAGGAAGGCCAUUCGCAAGAAAAGGGAGUUAACCAGCUUGGGAAAACCGAAACGUCCUCGCUCUGCCUUCAACAUCUUCAUGUCGGAGCAUUUUGAAGAGGCCAGAGGAGCCACCACACAGGCAAAGAUGAAGUCACUGUUUGAGGACUGGAAGAAUCUGUUCAGCCACCAGAAACAGGUCUACACACACCUGGCUGAGGACGACAAGAUCCGUUACAAGAACGAGAUGAAGUCGUGGGAGGACCACAUGGUGGAGAUAGGACGGGAAGACCUGGUGCGAGAGCAGAGCCUGUCCAUUAGGAAGAAAGCUACAGGUCGGAGCACCACGGCCUCCAAGAAGAGCGCCAAGACCAAAACGAAGGCCAAGACAAAGGCGAAGAGCACCAGCACCAGCACAGCAGCCAAAAAGACCGGUGUGAAAGGGAAGGCACAAGCAGCCAGAAAGACAAAGAGCAGCUCCACCAAGAACACCUGACUCUACAGGAAAACACGUUUCCAUUACAACGGACAACAGGAAGUACCCAUGACUUAGCCCCUUUUUCCCCCCAAACUUGACAGUAACAGGUUUUUCUGUCGUCAUCAUUGUCCGUAGGUUCAUCAGAACAGAGUUUGAAGAGUCAGAGCAAGAUGUGUUUAGAGCUUCAGUCAUUUCCCAGCAUCCUCCUGUGUCUGCUCAGCGACGCCUCCAUCCACUGAAACCAAACAUAAUGAAAGCAAAACACCACUGUCAUUGGGACCAGAGCUGCAGACCCCCCCCCUCCAUUUUAGUGGAUCUUCAGUGUUCAGGAGAGUAAAGGUCACUGCUGUGUCUGGAAAAUACACACCUGUGAGUUUGGGUUGUGUAUACGUCCUCAGCUCCAUCACUUCGACGUCCCUUUGAUAAUAUCAGUAUGAUUUCAUUUUGUUGUCCAUGUAUUUCACGUAGACAGAUGGGGGACGCACCCUCACCCUAUGUGUGUGGACGUCUUCAGUGUCCAACUCCAUUGCUUAUGAAUCCACUGAACUAAAAACAGACGUUCCACACACAGAAGUGCUCUUGCAUGAGGAUUAUACGCCUAGUGUUUUUUCUUUUUUUUUUUUAAACCUCAUUCUUUGAAGUUGCUACAUGGUUCUUGAACUAAAUAAAUUUCCAAAAACAAAUUUCUAAUGAAGUCUUCGUCAAACUGACCUUACAGGUGUGUGAAGCGUAGAUGUUUGACUCGGCUGUUACCAUGGGAACAGAAAGGUAAACACACGUCAGUCCAUCGGUGCUAAGUGAACCGUCCAUGGACCUUUUCCGUAGUGAGGUUGACGUGUGAAGGAACAUCACAGCAGGUGUAACGGACAUCACCGGUGGUUCAACCAACAGUCACUCAGACCUCCUGGUUGGACAAACUGGACCAGUCCCACCUGAGCUUCCAACUGUGGAUAAAAACAUGAUGCACAGACACAACAGGCCACGUACGGGUGUGUUUCUACUGUCACUACUGCGGUACCACUUAACCUUAUGUUGUACAAUGCAGCCAUUUACUACGAUGGCAUAUUUGGGCCACAUAAGAAAAAAAAAUGCUUGUCACUACGAGAAAGUGGUUAUUUAACAAGAAUAAAGUCAUAGUUUUAAAAAACUCAUUAUUUAAUGAGAAUAAAGUCAUAAUAUGAGAGGUCGUACC